AUGACAUCGAGUAACAACACUUCGACAGCAGCUUCGGCUUCAUACAGCCAACUUCCUCGCAAUGUGGGCAGCUUGAAGCGCAAGGUAGAGUACGCGACCUCAAGCAAUGCACCCCCUGCGAAGCGCACGUACUACGGCAAGUGUCAAUAUAAGACUGGCAAGUGUUUUAACGAACGCACCCUUAAGCGCAAUGGUGACGCUCACUCUCUGUGCGAAGAGCACCGCGUCAAGCAAAACUUGAUUCAGCGCCGCAGCGAUCGCAAGUAUCAGACGGUACAUGCCAUUCGACGUCGCGAACGCUCGCAGCGCCGUGCUGUAUUGAAAAAGCAGGUUUCGAUGGCUGUGGCCCAACAGCUUUUCUAUGAACAUCAACAACAGAAGACGCUUGGUAUUCCGCUCCCGCAUCACCAUCCUUUGCACGUUCUGGCGACGAAUGGCAACAGUGGUGCUACCUCGACCUCGGAUGUGUCUCGGAUUGUAGGUCUUGCGCCUCCAAUUCGGGUCCCGCAGCCGUCGUCGGCUUUAUUGCGGAACGAUCAGAGCGGUUCGAAUUCGCCUUUGGUGUUGUCAUUUCAGUCACAGAGUGACCGUACGGCAGUUAUCAACCGUUCUAUCAGCAAGGUAGUAACUCUGAAUGGCACGAACGAGUCAACUCCGACUGGAAUCGACAAUUUCGCACCCGAUUCAUUUUUGAACAUGUCCAAGCCAUUGCGCACUAACAGCAUGCCGGCGCUAAAGGACGAUGAGAUUGAUGAAAGCAACAUUGAUAAUUUUGGUUAUACGCCAAUUGUUUCAUUCUUGGGUGAUAAAGAGAUGUGGAGUGACGACGACAUUGAAUUCCUGCAGACCAUUUUGUUGGCCUAA
This is a messenger RNA of Peronospora belbahrii, 864 nucleotides long. The record is from the annotation of a GenBank genome assembly. NCBI's taxonomy places the organism in Eukaryota, Oomycota, Peronosporomycetes, Peronosporales, Peronosporaceae.